Molecule: messenger RNA, 4090 nt
Organism: Scomber scombrus (Atlantic mackerel)
Lineage: Eukaryota; Metazoa; Chordata; Actinopteri; Scombriformes; Scombridae
Gene: gmcl1
Product: germ cell-less, spermatogenesis associated
Exons: 15
Coding region: 319-1830 (503 amino acids)
Biological process (GO): germ cell development
Molecular function (GO): protein binding
Source: RefSeq, a predicted model, not a curated record
UCAAGGUAGUAAAACACCAGCCUCUGCUUCUGGCUUCAUAUCUGCACUAAUUUAGAAGGAAAAACAUGUAACUGGGACCGAAGACGGUAGUGCUGUCUGGUGGCUUGUGUGGAGGAUCAGCUUGUCAGAAGCGAAGCUGUUACUGUUUCCGUCUUGUUUUUUUUGGAUGUGAAUUCGGCAGCUAAGCUAGCUCUGAGGUUAGCUCAUCCUCAACUGGCUCGUCAACUGUCUGCAGGACUGACCUGAGAUAAUCAGCCGCUGUUUGACUUCAAAUUAACAUCUCCCACUGCUAGACCUGUGAUAAUCGUCAGACUAAAAAUGGGAAUUCUGGGCAGCAGGUUUCAGUCCCCCUCUCAGGGACCAGAGGAGGCUGUAGAGGUCACGGGUGCCGGUCGCAAACAUGGAUGUGAGUGUAAGAAAAGGAAACGAAAUGCCCAGUGUGACUGCGAAAGUGAGCAAGAGGAGGACGAUGCCAUAUUAGAUACACCUCGCAGGCAAAAAUUGAAAAGCACAUCACGAUACAUUUAUCAAACCUUGUUCUUGAAUGGGGAAAACAGCGACAUUCGUAUAUGUGCCCUGGGACAGGAGUGGAACCUCCACAAAGUAUACCUGUGCCAGUCAGGGUAUUUCUCCAGCAUGUUCAGUGGAUCUUGGAAGGAGUCCAACAUGAUGGAAAUCAGUUUGGAGAUCCCAGACCAGAACAUCGACACUGAAGCCCUACAGGUCGUAUUUGGAUCUUUGUACCGGGACGAUGUUCUGAUCAAGCCCAGCAGGGUCGUCAGUAUACUUGCCGCUGCUUGUAUGCUACAGCUGGAUGGCUUGAUCCAGCAGUGCGGAGAGACGAUGAAGGAAAACAUCAGUGUGAAGACUGUGUGCGGUUACUAUGCUUGUGCUAGUAUCUACGGCUUGGAUUCAGUCAUGAAAAAGUGUCUUGAGUGGCUUCUCAACAACCUGAUGACACACCAAAAUGUUGACUUAAUGAAAGAACUCGGGGCAGACGUGAUGGAGCAGCUCAUCCAGUCUUCGGACCUGUUUGUCAUGCAGGUGGAGAUGGAUGUGUACACCGCUCUGAAGAAGUGGAUGUUUCUGCAGCUCAAUCCAUCAUGGGACGGACCCAUCAAACAGCUUCUGGCUGAUGCUGAUGCCUGGCUUUGCAAACGCAGGACAGAUCUGUGUGAGAAAGAGCCCUUCUUGAACACGGAGGAGGGGGAACCUUUUUGUUCAGUGUUCAAACACGUCCGUCUGCAGUAUAUCAUCAACGACCUCGCCUCUGCACGCAUCCUGGAGAGAGACAACAUUUUGCCCCCCGAUUGGUUAAUGGCAGUGUACAAAAACCAGUGGUUUGCUAUGCUGCGGACAGAAUUUGACAAUGAUAACGGUCCCCAGGAAGCUAACAAAGAGGAGUUCGAGUUGAGCAGCAUGAGGUGCGGCAGAAAGCUGACAAAAGAUGGAGAUUACUGCUGGCGGUGGACAGGCUUUAACUUUGGUUUUGACCUGCUGGUGACAUACACAAACCGAUUCAUACUGUUCAAAAGGAAUACUCUGAGUCAGCCAUGUGGGGGUGCUGUGAGUCUUCAACCUCGGAGACAUCUGGCAUACAGGUUACGUCUCGCCUCCUUUGAUGCUCGUGGAAAGCCGGUCUGCAGUCGCUCGACAGGUUACCAGCUUCUCACCCUGGAGAAAGACCAGGAGUAUGUAGUGAUGAACCUGGACAGCCGGUUGUUGACAUUCCCCCUCUACGUGUGCUGCAACUUCCUUUACACGUCGUCGCAGUCGGACCACCGGCCAGACUCCCCAGAAACGGAGAGCAGCACCCGCAGCGUGUCUUGAUGCCUGUUCGACAGCCAGUAACUGCUGCCAUUCCUCUUGGUAAUGCUGAGACACUGACACAAACUUUGUCUGUACAAUCCACUGCCACAUUUAACACCACUUUGACAUUGGACAUAUCGUCUGCAUGCUCUGUAACUCAGUGAGGUGUUACGGAAAAAUGUUUUGUAUCUAUGUAUUCAGUGUUUGGGCACAUUCUGAGUUGGCUACAUAUAAAUGGGCCAGGUGGUAUUAGGUCGGCCCUUUGCCUUCACAGCCGCUUCAGUCCUCAUUGGAUCUCUGUUAUCAACGGUUUGCACUGGGAUGAUGGACCCUUCCUCAAGAUGGACAACUGUCAAUUCUUUAAAGACGAUGGAAAUCUGUUAUGGACUUCAGAACUUUAUAUAAAGGCAUUAAAAUCGGGUGAUUGAAGGCGAGGAAAGGUGUGACUUUACACUUAUGUUAAUGAAACCACUCUGGAAUUGGUUCAUCAGUGUGUACAGUAAACCUGGGCCUUAAAAACAGUCUCAUCAUCAAGAAGCUGGCGUCAGACCCUGUCACACCUCCAUGACCUCGACCGGAUUACAGAUGCAGUCAUGGCAACAGAAAUGGUGGAUUGAUAUCACCCUUGGAUUUUUCCUCCCAAUGUAAACCCACAUAUGACGAUGAUAGACACCUCAACAAACAUCUUAAUCUCAAUUCCUCCAUCGCUCCGUGGACCAUCUCAGAAAAUAGAAAUGACCUCUGCAUCAGAAUAAUAGUCUGGCAGAAAAAUUUUACAUGAUGUCUGUUGUUCUUCCGUUUGCUGUUGGGUCGGGUCAGAGGUGGGGCUGGCUGCUCUGAUACUGGGUGUGCUCCAAAACUUGAUUGGUCGCAGUGCUGGUUUGAGCCGGGAGGGCGGGGUUCCCACUUCUUUUUCUGAUUGGCAAACAAAACGGCACAUUGUGUUUGUGCUGACUUGAAUGUAGUGCUGUAGUAGAGUUGACUGAAUGAUUCUUAGUUUUGAUCUAGGUUUGAAUUUGAUUUAUGUGAAAUAUGUUAUUACUAUAUACAUUAUUAUUAUUCUCUAUGCUGCAAGUAAAUGUGACUUUUUUUUUUUGCUUGCCGCAUGACUGUAAGGUAACUUACAGUGUUUGCCAACACAAAUAACAUGUAAAAAGAUUCAAGUUCACCACAGCAUCUGCACCACCUGCUGCUGUGUGAUUAUCAGCUCAUAGAGAUUUGAAAUCCUACCUGCCAACAUGCCCACAGUUGCUGCUAACGAUGCUAAUAAGUGGCAGGCCAGCACGAUCGAAUGGAGCGCAGCUGAAGAACGCACCCAACAGGAAUGUUUAAAUUGUGAAAAACCAAUUGAAAGAUGGCAGUAAAAACUGAUUUUUCCACUUUCAUUUCAUCACUCUUUAACCCUUUGGUUGCCCAGUCUCAACAAUGCUAACACAUAUUCUACACCACUGCAGCUUCUGUCCAUCUCCUCAUAAGUAAAAUAAAACAAUAAGUAAAAAAAGCAUCAGCACGUUCAAAAUAUCCCUAGUAUCAUGUAUUCCUUUAACUUUUUUAAAAUGACAUUUGCUGCAAAAUGUAAAUAUUUAUAAAAAUGUGAUGUGAACAAAAACUUUGACAUGAAUGAGACUAAGUAACUGCACAGCCCGGUGGUGUGACCACAUGAGCUAAGCCCAAAUACUGGUAACCAUGGUGAUGUGACAUCCUCUCAGUGAUCCAGCAUUGUGUGGCAGAAAAAAGCCAAACUUAACCCUGUAGUGUUGCUUCAUUCAACGUGAGGCUCCGGGAUUCUUUGUGCAUCAGCCUAAUUUACAGUUUACAGUCCAGUUAUUAUCACCAGCUUUUCACAGAAAUGUUGAAACAUGUCAGGUUUUGAGACCUCCUGAGGUGUUAACCAGCUACACUGUUAAAUAUUGUUUAUUUUUGUCCUGUUUUUCAGUUCAGUUGCUUCCUGUUUAGACAGUUAUUAAUCUGCGCUCAUCACCAAAUGAAUCACCUGUGCAGUUUUGUUGUUGUACACAUUUCUACUAUUAAUUUCAUUCUUAUUUGUCUUGAAAUCUGUUGUUACCUCAUCUUGUGACACAAACUGAUGAAUGUGGGGAUUGUCAGACCUGUAAAGCUGACAUGUACUAAGUCAUUCAUACGUUUAUAGUUAAAGGUGUUUUUAUUUGGCAUUUAUUUAUUUUUUACUUCAUUUGUAUGGAUUUAUUUUUGCAAAAUAAAUGUGUAUUCAAUUCUCAACUGCCAAUAAAACUGCCCAUCCACAUGGGCUGUGGUGCUAUCA